AAGCAGAGACACGGAUGCUGCGGAGGAUACUGAGGCUUGGUCUUUACAUUUGAUCCCAUGAUGGACAUUCAAGUGGAUGGAUAGACUCUAAACAUACUUAUUUUAAUGGAGAUACAACCUGUUGUGUGUGUUUCAUCUGUGGACUUGGAUUGGAUCUAUACGUCAUUGAUGCAAGCUGCUUAUAGGGACUUCAGUAUACAAUUUGAAGGGAUACCACAGUCCUGUUUAGUCCAGACAGUUCCUGGAAGACAAUUUUAGUGAACUGUAUGUAUUGUGAGAUUUGUAUCUCUGUUUUAGUUCAGGCCUAUAAGUGGAUGGGGCCCAGCACUAAGGCUAGUUGCCUAGAGAAAGACAAAUGCUGUAGUCAUAACUGGUGACUAUAAGCCUAAAACUGCUGGAUGAUUCCUCUACUUUGUCAUCACAUUUCAUUCAAAGAUUGAUUGAGCAUAGUCUGGAAAAGUGAGAAAUAUUAAAUCUUCCAUUUCUCUAAAUUGUAUUUUUGAAACAGGCUUAGAGCAGAAGCUUUGCAUAAAUUGGCAUUGUUUUCCUUUUCCAGUUUGUUCCCUGCUGUUAUUGUUUCACUAUUCCCGGCUGUUCAGAAAAGGUGCCUCCCAUUGUAUUUUAAAUCUUUGUUAAACUGUACAUUGGCUGCCUUUGUAUCCCAACAGUACAAUGAGAGUUUCAGAUAGAGUGGCUGAAUAUGUCUGAAUAUGCCUAUUCUCCCAUACGAGGCUCAACACCGUUCAAAUCGUCCAUUAAACAGCAUUCAUAUUAAUUAUAGCCAAUGCGUACUGCAUGGCAAAGCAUUUUUUACAGAUUUGCAUUGGAAAGAGACAAACUAUCCAGGGGUGAGUGGAUUUCUAACUGUUUUGUUCGGAUUGUUCUUCUCUGUUUGCAUUUUCAAUUGUUGAUGAUAAAGGGAAAGGGGAAACAGUAUUAUCUGCUGUUACAAUUUGCAAUGUAUUCCCCUCAUUGAUAUGUGCAUACUCUWUCAGUCUCGUGUAUCAACAGCUGUCUGAGAAGUUAUGAGAUAAGGAGUGACAUUUUUGGAACAUUUAUUUAUUCAACAGAAUAAAAAGGUUUUCUGUAUUGUGAGUUGCAAUACAACCAUCUUAGAUCAGAUAAGAAACCAUUUGCUCUCACUGUUUGCAAAACACUAGAAAAUGUUCCUUUACAUAGAAUUAAUAUUGGUGUCUAAAUGAUUCCUACUGUACUGUUUUAGGUAGUAGUGGACUGAGAGGUUGUGAUCCCCCCAGGUUAAACCAUGGGAGACUGGUCCAUUCUCGGACGCUUCCUGUCCGAGGUGCAGAACCACUCCACAGUGAUCGGCAAGAUCUGGCUGACCAUGCUGCUGAUCUUCCGCAUCCUGCUGGUGACCCUGGUGGGGGACGCGGUGUACAGCGAUGAGCAGUCCAAGUUCACCUGCAACACCCUGCAGCCCGGCUGCAACACCGUCUGCUAUGACACCUUCGCCCCCGUCUCACACCUGCGCUUCUGGGUCUUCCAGAUCGUCUUGGUCUCCACGCCGUCCAUCUUCUACAUCGUUUACGUCCUGCACAAGAUCGCCAAGGAUAAGAAGCUGGAGGUCCAGAAGGGGCAGGUGAUGGCUGAGCGGACCUCCAAYAAGMUSUUUGGYCAGCUGGMYAGGYAAGGGCUGGAGAACAUGGAGACUGGUAUGRCCACCUACUGCCCUGGYUACAGYGAGGAGUGGGMUGGUKAGGAAGSGGAGGGGGUGGAGCAGAGCCUGCUYGAGGAGGACUAUGGYGAGMUYGGGGAGGARCCKACUCAGCUSUCCAGCCAGGUGCUGCUKAUKUACAUCCUGCARGUGCUGCUYCGCUCCGUCAUGGAGAUCACCUUCCUGUUGGGGCAGUACUACCUGUUUGGCUUCGAGGUGCCCCAACUGUACCGCUGUGAGACCUACCCCUGCCCCACCCGCACAGACUGCUUUGUGUCACGUGCCACCGAGAAGACUAUCUUUCUCAACUUCAUGUUCAGCAUUAGCGUGGGCUGCUUUGUGCUCAACAUCGCAGAGCUGCACUACCUGGGCUGGGUCUACAUCUUCCGCGUACUGUGCUCCGCUUGCUCCACCUGCUUCCAGCCCGAGAGCCACCCUGUGGGGCUGUACAACCACCACAACCCUCUGCUGCUGCAGCUCAAACACUCUCUGAGGGGCAGGCUGGUCCUGCAGACUCCCACGCCCAUGGCCCAGGAGAAGGCUGGGGGCCACCUUCUCACUCACAUCCCAGCCAUCUCCUUUGAGACCAACUCUACUGUGGAGUGCACCUCCAAGAGGACUCCGGAAGAAAGGGACCGGGUGAAGGUUAAACUGGCCAACAUGGAGUUGAUGGGAAGGAUCAAGAAGUCUUGGCUGUGAAAUGCCCAUUAUGUGUGAUUAUCGAAUUUAGCAUUUUCCACUUUUGAAACAACAAUGGGAAAGACAGGGUUUAAAGCAUAGGUUGCUCAGAUUGGGCUUUUGGAAAAAUUGGGAGAAUGAAAGUGCACUCCUGAUUCAGAGAGAAAGGUCCAGCUUAAUCAUCCAUACCAUUGUUUAAAUUACAUAAAAGAACAUUCAAACUGUUCCUGAGUUUCGAAAGACAGAGAAAGGAAAACAUCAUUAUCUUCAGUCUGUUCACACCUGUUCACACAAGGCCUACUGUCCACAUUCUCAGGGUUCUUCAAUACAAAAACACCUGUUUCAGAAAACCUGAUCACUUUCACAUUCAAACAAUGUUUGUAGGAUACUUUUCAAUAACUCAAUAAAUGUAAGUGUUGAAAUCAUACAUAGCUGGUAACUUGAGCUCGACAGAGUACUUGUGCUCGGCAGAGUAGUUUUGACCUGUGUCCAGACGCAGUCAUUUAUUUUGUCUAAAGGCAAUUUGUCUCUUAUAACAAUAUUAUUUUUCUGAAUAAUCUAAUUUAAUUGACUGGUAGGUAGUCACUUUUUUUGUAGCAUGUGUGCCUCUGUUUAUUGAUAUGUGCAUGGUGUGUAUGUGUAUAGAUGUUAAGUAAUUAAUGUUGAAAUUAUCCAAAGGGUUUUAACUGAAAUGUUAAAAGUUGGUGUCUCAAUCUCAGACAUUUGCGCUCAUAUUUGUAAAUACUAUUUCCAAAAUGGCAGAAUCAAACAGUAUUGGAAUAGUGACUUGUAUUUUGCAUCUAGAAGUGUAAGAAUUUUAGAAGAAUGCUAUUUCAUCAGUCAAAUGUUGCACUGUUUGAUAAGACAGGGUAUGGAAAACCUCCAUUUUAAUGAGUUUAGUUGUGAGUUUGACAUUUUACCACAAGAGGUCACUAUAAUACUAUAAGUUAUCAAACAGGGUUGUGCUGAAAAUCAAAUGAACCACAGCCAAAUAAAGUAUUUGCAACUAAGAGUAAGAUUAAAAAAUACAUGUUUAACUUACUUCCUUGAUAAAAUACAUUCUAAAAUGUAAAUAUAUGUGAUUUCUGAGUAUUUAGUGCACAUAUCUGUUGAAGGCCCAAAGCAGACGUUUUUAUAUCAAUAUCAAAUCAUUUCUGGGUAACAAUUAAGUAC
Molecule: messenger RNA, 3526 nt
Organism: Salvelinus sp. IW2-2015
Lineage: Eukaryota; Metazoa; Chordata; Actinopteri; Salmoniformes; Salmonidae
Source: RefSeq, a predicted model, not a curated record